Molecule: messenger RNA, 1303 nt
Organism: Solea solea (common sole)
Lineage: Eukaryota; Metazoa; Chordata; Actinopteri; Pleuronectiformes; Soleidae
Product: homeobox protein engrailed-1a-like
Exons: 4
Coding region: 1-1164 (387 amino acids)
Biological process (GO): regulation of transcription by RNA polymerase II; neuron differentiation; multicellular organism development
Cellular component (GO): nucleus
Molecular function (GO): DNA-binding transcription factor activity, RNA polymerase II-specific; RNA polymerase II cis-regulatory region sequence-specific DNA binding
Source: RefSeq, a predicted model, not a curated record
AUGACGGGUGGCACCCAGCGGCCGGAGGGCGUGUUCACUGCAGUGAUUGUCAAAGUGGAGACAGAGGACAUCGCUGCAGAGGACGACUGUCAGAAUAAUGAGCAACAAGUGGAGCUGGAGCUGCGCGAGGAGCAGGAGGAGGAGGAACAACCGCACGAGCAGCAGAACCAGGAGGAGUCAGUCAUCAUGGAGGAGCAGAAGGAGGCUCGCAGCAGCAGCAGGAGCAGCUGUAGCAGCAGCAGCAGCAGCGGCUCAGAGGAGGAGAACAUGUCCUUGUCUCCUCACCUCCCGUCCUCUCCUCCUCCUCCCAUGAUCCAGCUGGGCGCGCAGGUGGCGCACACUAGAACCACCAACUUCUUCAUUGACAACAUCCUGAGGCCGGACUUUGGCUGCGGCCGGAAACAGCAGCAGCAGCAGAGGGAGCAGAGGGAGCCGGCCUUCAGGCUCCACGCGCCGGCCAGGGACAAGGUGAACCCGCUGCGCGUGGCGCGGCCACCGGUGUGCGUUCAGGACAGCAGCAGUGACAGCACCUCCUCCUCCUCCCCCUGCUGCUCCUCCUCCUCCUCCUCGUCCUCUCCUUCGUCCAAACUGAGCGCUGUCAAGCUGCAGGGAGACGCGGUCAGAGACAGAGACAGGGACCGGGACCGGGACCGGGACCGAGACAGGGAUAGGGAUAGGGAUAGGGACCGGGACCGGGACCGGGACAGGGACAAGGACGGAGGAGGAGCCGCGGCUCCGGGCAGCGGCGGUAAAGGAGGCUCCACGGAGAAGGAGAAGGAGAGUCAGCCGCUGCUGUGGCCCGCGUGGGUUUACUGCACGCGCUACUCUGACCGGCCUUCAUCUGGCCCCAGGACACGCAAACUGAAGAAGAAGAAGAGCAGCAAGGAGGACAAGCGUCCGCGCACGGCCUUCACGGCCGAGCAGCUGCAGAGACUGAAGGGCGAGUUCCAGGCCAGUCGCUACAUCACGGAGCAGCGGCGCCAGGCGCUCGCCCAGGAACUCAACCUCAACGAGUCCCAGAUUAAGAUCUGGUUCCAGAACAAGAGAGCCAAGAUUAAAAAGGCCAGCGGCUACAAGAACGGCCUGGCUCUGCACCUCAUGGCACAGGGACUUUACAACCACUCCACCACCACGGUGCAGGAGGACAAGGAGGACAGCGAGUGACCUCUAAUCUCAUCCUAAUCUCAUCCUAAUCUCAUCUGCUGCUGCUGCUGCUGCUGCUGCUGCUGCUGCUGCUGCUGCUGGACCUUUGUACAAACCUGGAACUAAACUGAACUCACGUGGAGUAAAAAAAAACAACAAA